Bombina bombina (fire-bellied toad) is the source of this 1149-nucleotide messenger RNA. Its product is annotated as indolethylamine N-methyltransferase-like. Bases 1 to 1068 code for a protein of 355 amino acids. The record is from RefSeq and is a predicted model, not a curated record. The transcript has 3 exons. Gene Ontology annotation, cellular component: cytosol. NCBI's taxonomy places the organism in Eukaryota, Metazoa, Chordata, Amphibia, Anura, Bombinatoridae. Gene Ontology annotation, molecular function: N-methyltransferase activity.
AUGCUAGAAGCACAAGUCGUAGUGAUCCCAAAGCCAGGUAAACCCCCUACAACGCUCGCUAACUUCCGCCCAAUCUCCCUUCUUAACAUAGACAUCAAACUUUAUGCUAAAAUAUUGGCCACCCGUAUUAACUCUAUACUCCCGUCAAUCAUACAUAUUAAUCAGGCCGGUUUCACUCCUCUUAGAGAGGCUAAAGACAAUACGACCAAAAUUCUAUUGUUAAUGGAACAUGCAGUUAACAACCACAUCCCCUCCGUGUUCAUCUCCAGGGAUGCAGAGAAAGCCUUUGAUAGGCUAAACUGGCAAUUUCUGAAAGAGACACUCACACAAUUUGGCUUCGACCCAACUUUCACAGGAAAAAUAUUCUCCCUUUACAACAGCCCCCAAGCCAAAAUAAAAUUGAAUGAUACCUUGUCCCAGCCAUUUUCAAUCACAAACGGUUGUAUUAAAGGUGAAACUUUGAUUUACAUGCAAGUGGGCACUCUUAUUUUUACCCUUAUUCCAAUCUCUGAGUUCUUUAAUGACAUCACUGUGUUGGAAUUAAAUGACGUUUGCAUAGAGGAACUGGAGAAAUGGAGAAAUACUCAUGACGACGCCUAUGAUUGGUCUCACACAUUCAAGUUUAUGGCAGAACUGGAAGGCAAAGGUGAGGAGUGGAAGACAAAACAAGAAGGACUUAAAACGACAAUUAAACGAAUUCUGAAAUGUGAUUUCACCAAAGAAAACCUAACUGACCCAGUAACCCUUCCAAAAGUUGACUGUAUAUAUCUUGGUUGUUUGCUGGAAGCUAUCUGCAAAGACCGAGAUGAUUAUUUCAGGAGCCUGAAGAAGAUCUCUAUGUGGCUAAAACCAGGUGGUCAUCUGAUAUUAUUUGUUUUGUUAAAUGGCUCAUUUUACACAAUAGGGGAACACCGCUUCCACAUUCUGAAUCUGGAUGAAGAGUUUAUAAGAAAAGCUCUCGGGGACAUAGGAUGCAGGAUUGAAACCAUGGAGAUGGUGGAAAGGAAAUCAAACCAUGAGGCUUUAUAUUAUGACCACAUGACACUUGUAACUGCCGUAAUGCAAUGAGAUGUUUAAAUGCACAUUAACCUGUAUAGCAGUGUGUCCUAUCAGUGCUGGGUGAGAUAGAAAUAUAUGUGCAACUGUCCU